This is a messenger RNA of Trifolium pratense (red clover), 534 nucleotides long. RefSeq names its product histone H3.2-like. The transcript has a single exon. Lineage: Eukaryota; Viridiplantae; Streptophyta; Magnoliopsida; Fabales; Fabaceae. The record is from RefSeq and is a predicted model, not a curated record. Gene Ontology annotation, cellular component: nucleosome. Gene Ontology annotation, molecular function: DNA binding; protein heterodimerization activity; structural constituent of chromatin. The coding region runs from base 87 to 497 and encodes 136 amino acids.
UCCCUCUCAUCGCAUCUCAGUUUUCCUUCCUCUCUCUCAAAUCACAACCAAACACUCAUUUUCCCUCUCUUUUCUCUCCGAUCAAAAUGGCACGUACAAAACAAACCGCUCGCAAAUCCACCGGAGGAAAAGCACCAAGGAAACAACUAGCAACAAAAGCUGCACGGAAAUCUGCUCCGGGGACCGGAGGAGUGAAGAAACCUCACAGAUUUCGUCCAGGAACAGUUGCUUUAAGAGAGAUCAGAAAGUAUCAAAAGAGCACAGAGCUUCUCAUUAGGAAACUUCCAUUCCAAAGAUUGGUCAGAGAAAUCGCUCAGGAUUUCAAAACUGAUCUACGAUUCCAAAGUAGUGUUGUUUCUGCUCUUCAAGAAGCUGUUGAAGCUUAUCUUGUUGGUUUGUUUGAAGAUACUAAUCUUAGUUCUAUUCAUGCUAAGAGAGUUACUAUUAUGCCUAAGGAUAUUCAACUUGCUCGUAGGAUUAGAGGCGAGAGGGCUUAGAUUUGAUUUGUUAGGGUUUGGUUCUUGAUUAGAUUUC